AUUUUCUAGUAAUAUACGGGCACAAUAAAUCGAACGCACGCCUUCAUCUUCCCAUGUUGACUGCUGGGUGGAUCGUUAUUUAUCUUACAUAGAACCAUAUGUAUAUAUGUUCCUUGGAUCAUAUCUCUGUUACCACCUUUCACAAGCUUCUAUUCAGUUAUAGGAAUUGGUUUGGUUGGUUACUAUCAUAGCAGUUAGAGGGGUUUGAGGAGGUUUAGAGAAGAAAGCAAAGAUGCAGAUAUUCGUGAAGACCCUGACAGGAAAAACAAUUACCCUUGAGGUCGAGAGCAGUGAUACCAUCGACAAUGUCAAGACAAAAAUUCAAGACAAGGAGGGUAUUCCACCAGAUCAGCAGCGGUUGAUAUUUGCUGGGAAACAGCUGGAAGAUGGACGAACGCUUGCAGAUUAUAAUAUCCAGAAGGAAUCGACCCUGCAUUUGGUGCUGAGGUUAAGGGGAGGCAUUUCCAUUAAGGUGAAAACCCUUACUGGAAAAGAGGUAGAGAUUGAUAUCGAACCCACUGAUACCAUCGAGCGGAUCAAACAGCGGGUCGAGGAAAAGGAAGGAAUACCACCUGUACAGCAAAGGCUCAUCUACGGGGGAAAACAAAUGAAUGAUGAGAAAACAGCCAAAGAAUAUGGUGUUGAGGGUGGUUCUGUUCUCCAUCUUGUGCUGGCAUUGCGUGGUGGCUGGUAAUAAAUUUGUUUAGAACUAAGCACCAGUGAUAGUUGUCAUUCUUAUGUAUGCAGCUGUCAUGAUGUUAUGGCACUGUUUGUCUACCUGUUAUUUGUUGGAAGGGAGCAAAAAUAUGAAUAAAGCAUUUAGGCCAUUUUGCUCCAUGAUUUUUUCUUGUUAACAAUCUUAUAUCGACAUAUUUUCCAUCCCGAUGUUUGAUUUCCAUAUCUGCUUGGCAAUCAGAAAAUUAAUGGAUAUGAAUACAUACAUUCAUUUUGUUCA
Cryptomeria japonica (Japanese cedar) is the source of this 955-nucleotide messenger RNA. Its product is annotated as ubiquitin-NEDD8-like protein RUB1. Gene Ontology annotation, molecular function: protein tag activity; ubiquitin protein ligase binding. The coding region runs from base 233 to 694 and encodes 153 amino acids. The transcript is spliced from 3 exons. Lineage: Eukaryota; Viridiplantae; Streptophyta; Pinopsida; Cupressales; Cupressaceae. Gene Ontology annotation, cellular component: cytoplasm; nucleus. The record is from RefSeq and is a predicted model, not a curated record. Gene Ontology annotation, biological process: regulation of proteolysis; protein neddylation; modification-dependent protein catabolic process.